AUGCUGCCGCCAGACAUGAUGUUCUGUGCCCAGCAAAUCAUUAUCCCACCCGAGCUGCCCAACGUCCUCAAGAACUUCACCAAGGCAGCCAUCCGAACGCAGCCCAAGGACUUGCUGCAGUGGUCUUCAACAUACUUCCAUGCAUUGUAUAGAGGAGAGCGUUUGCCCGUCAAAGAGCGUUUUGAGAUGAACGUUGCCCCCCAGAAGACAGACACGAUGUACUGCUCCCAGCAAAUCAGCGUCCCGUCCGAUCUGCCCAUCAUCCUCCAGUGCUUCACCAAGGCAGCCAUCCAAACGCAGCCCGAGGACUUGCUGCUGUGGUCUUCAACAUACUUUAAUGGACUGUGUAAUGGAGAGCGCUUGCCUGUUGAAUAACAUUCUGAGAUGAACUGUGCCACCAAGAAGACAGACACUGGGCUGACUCCAGAUCUGCUUAAGGCUCUUCACAAAUCUACAGCAGAACCAAACCUUAUUGAACCGAUCACAUGAUCAAUUACUCACACUGCUGCUGCUGGAAGGGAAGCAAUGGAUUUAGUGCACUGCAUAUUUUCCAGUCUGUUAUUAUCGGUUAUGUAUGUUUAAUAUCCACAUUUAUUGACACAAUCUAUCCUGUAUUUGCAUAUUGUUGCAUUGUUGCAACAAUAUGCAAUGGUUAUGGAUCAUUACAUUUUUACAUUAUUGUUAACCCAUUUCCCCUCACCUGUGGAAUCGUUUUGUGGUGGAACCAUUCAAAUAAAUGAAUAAUUAAUAUUUCCUUAAGGCCAACACCUAAGCAACAGUCUUGUCUUUGUGAGGAUGCCUUUCUUCACGAAAGAGAUUUUACUAUAAGACUUACUAGCUUUGUAAUUCUUAAAAUGAUGUUUAUUUUAGGAAAUUGUCCUGUUGAUUUGAGACGGUGCUCAUAAAUAUUCCAGCUUGGAGCAAGAAUCAACUCCUCUUCUUCUGUAUGAAUCUUUGCUGUGUCUUAUUUACAUAGCUCAUUAUAAAAGUCAUUAUCACUGGUCCCCAGAACCAAUACUGCUGUUUAUUUAAACCAAUAACUGAAUGAUUUCUUUCUCCUCAACUCCCCUAACAACUACUCACUACAUCCACAGCUGUCCCAGAAGACAACUUGCAGCAAGGAGGAGCUGCAGAAGAAAUGGGAGGGUCUGUGAUUAGCAUGGGAUCAGAUGGAGACCCUGCUGUCGCUGGGCAGCUUCAGCUCAGAAUUUGAGUGGAUGGAGUUUUUCUCCUGGGCUGCAGCUCUCUGGGAGGGCUGAGAUGUUAUAUAAGGCCAGAAAGAAAUGCUAAUACCACUUUAUACAGCCUCAUUUGAGCCUCAAAGCCCAAUGUGAGACCAAGUACAGCUGCGUUUUUGCUGUCAUCUUGUUUUAUAGUGUUUAAACUAGCUCCCUGCGUCUGUGAUCCAGACUUCUCUAUCGGGGUCCCCAGACUCUGCAAAGAAAGAAUAAAUCCUUCUCUGACUAUGUGAGUCUUUGCAAUUCUAUUAAGCCAAGGAUUGGUCAGUAGAUGCAUAUAGAGCAGCAGCAAUUGAUCAAAGAAAAUACCUUGAAGAACUUGGCGGAUAAUGAUUUAGAUUCUGUAACUGUGAAUGCAGAUCACUAUUAACAACUUCAUGUGCUCAGUUUGAGGAGUGAGGAACAUUUUCCUGCUGUGAAUAGGUUCAUUGAACUCUUUGACCACAUGAGGGCAGUCAUGUUCUGUAAUGACAAGGUCACUGUCAGUGAGCUAGUCUAAUGUAAGUGUAUUUGCAAAGUGGGCCUGUGCUCGUCCUUAAUUGCUGAUUGUAUAUUUGUGUGUCACUUUUUUGAAUGUCGGGUUCUCUUUCUUAGACCCUCAGGAGUUCUCUGAAGUUCGCCUGCUGUGAGAUCCUGACAGAGGAUGAGGAGGACUGCACCGCGAUGAUCCCGUUCGACACCUUUGUGAAAAUUUGCACUUAUCUGGCUCGCCUGGACGGGGACGUGCCACAGGACCACAUUGACGACUUCCUCAGCAGCCUGCAGCCACAAGUGCAGGGAGCUCCAAACUGGGAUGAUAAAACCUCUGGACUUCAUCAAUCAGGACCACAUGAACGGAACCUCCUGACUCAUCAGACCUCGCCAGAGCCAAAUCGAGGCCUGAACAAGAACAGUCAAAGUGAAUUUCAAAAUAAAGUGGCUUGUCUAACAUUGAACCGCGAUGUAAGGAUUGUAUUGCCAUUGGCACAACCUCUAUUUGUCCAAAAUGCAUUUUAAACUGAGGAUUUUAUGUUCAACACUCAGUAUCAACCAAAUGCCUAAAAUUACAGACACUUGUCAAUC
Molecule: messenger RNA, 2300 nt
Organism: Platichthys flesus (European flounder)
Lineage: Eukaryota; Metazoa; Chordata; Actinopteri; Pleuronectiformes; Pleuronectidae
Product: ropporin-1-like protein
Exons: 4
Coding region: 1-375 (124 amino acids)
Source: RefSeq, a predicted model, not a curated record